AUGGCAGGAGGUAAAGGCAAGAGUAUUGGCGGAAAAGCCACUGGCGCGAAAGACUCUUCCAACAAGACUCAGAAGUCCCACAGCGCAAAGGCUGGGUUGCAGUUCCCUUGCGGUCGAGUUAAGCGAUUCCUCAAGAAUAAUACUCAGAACAAGAUGCGUGUUGGUGCCAAAGCUGCCGUCUAUGUUACCGCCGUUCUCGAGUACCUGACCGCUGAAGUCCUGGAACUUGCAGGCAAUGCUGCCAAAGAUCUCAAGGUCAAGCGUAUCACUCCCCGACAUCUUCAAUUGGCUAUUCGAGGUGACGAGGAACUGGACACAUUGAUCAGAGCCACCAUUGCUUUCGGAGGUGUCCUACCACACAUCAACAGAGCACUAUUGUUGAAGGUCGAGCAAAAGAAGAAGAGCAAGGUUGAUGCUUGA
Messenger RNA from Exophiala bonariae, 420 nucleotides. It is a transcript of the gene HTZ1, whose product is annotated as histone H2A.Z. The record is from RefSeq and is a predicted model, not a curated record. The transcript is spliced from 3 exons. Gene Ontology annotation, molecular function: protein heterodimerization activity; structural constituent of chromatin; DNA binding. Lineage: Eukaryota; Fungi; Ascomycota; Eurotiomycetes; Chaetothyriales; Herpotrichiellaceae. Gene Ontology annotation, cellular component: chromatin; nucleosome. The coding region runs from base 1 to 420 and encodes 139 amino acids. Gene Ontology annotation, biological process: heterochromatin formation.